Molecule: messenger RNA, 2154 nt
Organism: Striga hermonthica
Lineage: Eukaryota; Viridiplantae; Streptophyta; Magnoliopsida; Lamiales; Orobanchaceae
Source: the annotation of a GenBank genome assembly
AUGGCUUGUUUGAAUUGGAGUAUUCAUACAUCAGUUCUUGUUCUCUGUCUUGUUUUUUCUACUGUGCCGUUUGUCUGUGGAUUUACAGACCCUCGCGAUGUUUAUGCGAUAUACCAGUUACAUACUAGUCUGGGCUCUCCAUUGCUUCCUAACUGGGUACCUGGGCCUCAGGCAGACCCCUGUGGGCCCCCAAGUUGGCUCGGAGUAGAAUGUGUGAAUGCAAAUAUAACACAAAUAAAUCUAAGUGGGGCGAAUUUGGGCGGUCGAUUGAGUGAAGACUUGGGAUCGUUUGCUUCGAUUAUGAUCUUGAAUUUGAGCAACAACCAUAUUGGAGGCCCUAUACCGACCAAUUUGCCGAUCACUCUCACGAUUUUUGAUCUCUCUUAUAAUCAGUUUGGCGGGCUUAUUCCAGACACUCUAUCUUCAUUAGGUCAAUUACAGAAGUUGUCUUUGAAGAACAAUCAAUUAGCUGGGCCAAUUCCGGAUGCUUUUCAGUCGUUCACGAGUUUGACUAGCAUGGAUUUAUCUGGAAAUAGUUUGACUAAUGUGCUUCCUUCUUCAAUGGGUAGUCUGUCAUCUCUGACCACAUUGCAUUUGCAGAACAAUCAGCUUACUGGAUUGCUCGAUGUUCUCCAAGACCUUCCUCUAACAGAUUUGAACAUAGAGAACAACCUGUUCUCCGGGCCUAUACCCCCAAAAUUACUUAAUAUUCCUGAUUUCAGACAAGGUGGCAAUCCUUUUAACACAACCAUCAUACCUUCCCCACCAUCUUCGCCUCCUUCACUAGCCCCUUCCGAGGCUCCUGCAAGUCAAUACAUUGGUCAAGUUCCCGUGCAUGGACCACCCGUACCAACUGUACCAACUGUAUACAAUGUACCUUCUCCACCUCAGGAAACUGGAAAAUCGGGGAAUAAGACCACGUGGAUUGCUAUUGGUGGGUUUUUGGUGGUAGCACUGCUCGUUUUGGUACUAUGUGUUUCAGUUUUCAGAUGCUGUAAGACAAGUCGGGCGGGCGAGAAGAUCCUCCCGGGUGGGACCCACAAGCGGAAUACAUCUUGGCAAAGCCCUUUUGUCCAAGAACAGAAAGCUAGCAGUAGUCAGAUAAAGACUGGAUUUUUAAAGCCGGGUAAAGAUCAUAGUAUAGACAUGACGAGAUCGGAUAAUGCAUCACCUGGGCCCCUCCCUUUCCCCCUUCUUCCAGCUGAGAGGGUUGUUGUGGAUCCUACCGUUAGCUUGAUGGCCAUGAAAAAAGAUAGCACUUCUAAAAUUUUGGAAUCUACACAAUUCUUCACAGUUGCUUCUCUUCAGCUGUAUACAAACAGUUUCUCUCAAGAAAACCUUAUUGGGAAAGGCACGCUCGGGUCAGUUUAUAGAGCCCAGCUUCCUGAUGGAAAGGUUGUGGCUGUGAAGAAGCUGGACAAGGCGGCUACAGGACAUAUAACUGAUCGGGAGUUCCUUGAUCUUGUUGCGAAAAUCUCUAAACUUCACCAUGAAAAUGUGGUUGAACUCAUCGGUUAUUGCCUAGAGCACGGGCAACGUUUGCUCGUCUACAAUUAUUGUCGAAACGGGACUCUUGAUGAAGCACUAAACUUUGAUGAUGCUAUCAAUGAGAAGCUUUCGUGGAAUGUUCGCAUGCGUUUGGCUCUUCAAGCUGCAAAAGCGCUCGAAUAUUUGCAUGAAGUGUGCAAACCACCUAUUGUGCACCAGAACUUCAAGUGCUGUAACGUGCUCUUGCAAGAUGAUCUUUCUGUUUGUGUUUCUGAUUGUGGUUUGGCUCCUCUGAUGUCGACAAAUUCCAUUGCUCAGCUGCAAGGUUCAGGUUACGGUGCCCCGGAGCUCGAAUUCGGGAGCUAUUCUUCACAGAGUGAUGUCUACAGCUUUGGAGUUGUUUUGUUACGGCUUUUAACGGGUCGGAAAUCUCAUGACAGGUCGCGUGCUCGGGGGGAGCAAUCUCUCGCGAGAUGGGCAUUUUCGCGACUUCACGAUAUAGACGCUUUGUCGAGAAUGGUGGACCCCACGAUGAACGGUGCUUAUCCGUCCAUGUCACUAUCACGCGUGGCAGACAUAAUAUCGUUGUGUAUUCAGCCCGAGCCGGAGUUCAGGCUGCCAAUGUCCGAAAUCGUCCAGAAGCUUCAACGCAUUAUAAAGAACUGA